This is a messenger RNA of Nerophis ophidion (straightnose pipefish), 1109 nucleotides long. RefSeq names its product thiol methyltransferase 1A, tandem duplicate 3 (gene tmt1a.3). Lineage: Eukaryota; Metazoa; Chordata; Actinopteri; Syngnathiformes; Syngnathidae. Bases 227 to 958 code for a protein of 243 amino acids. The transcript has 2 exons. Gene Ontology annotation, molecular function: S-adenosylmethionine-dependent methyltransferase activity. The record is from RefSeq and is a predicted model, not a curated record.
GCGUGGUCAUACCCUCUCUGUGCUGUGCUUUCUAAACUCCAUCCAUCCAUUUCCUACAGCUUGUCCCUUUUGGGCUGAGCUAGGCUUUCUAAACGCGCGACUGGUCGGAAUACAAUAAUUAGGAAGCUGACUUCAGCUUGAAAAUAGCGCUGCACACAUUUUAAAAGGUAUUACCAGCAGCAAGCUUGUGGGCUUUAAGUAUCAGGACUAAAGAGGAUUGUCAGAAAUGACUUCUUGGCUUCUGAAGACUUGCAGGCUGCUUUGCUUGUGCUUCACUUUACCUUUGCGCCUCCUUGAUAUGUUCGGUUUACGCGCGGCGUACAAACGUCUCUUCCCCCGGCUCAUGUACACCAUGACGUUCCGCUACAACGACUUGAUGCACAGCGAGAAGAGACAACUCUUCAGGAACGUCAACACGUUUGCCAACAGCGACGGAACGCUUCGCCUGCUUGAGAUCGGCUGUGGCAGCGGCGCCAACUUCCAGUUUUACCCGUAUGGUUGCACCGUGCUCUGCGCCGACCCCAACCCGCACUUUGAGACCUACCUGCGGAGGAGCAUGGACGCCAACAAGCACCUGACCUACGAGGCCUUCCUGGUGCUCCCUGCCGAGGACAUGAGGGAGGUGGAGGACGCGUCUGUGGACGUGGUGGUGUGCACCUUGGUGCUGUGUUCUGUCCAGGACGUCAAGAAGGUUCUACAGGAAGUUCGACGCGUGCUGAAAACAGGUGGAGCUUUCUACUUCAUGGAACAUGUGGUGUCAAGUCCCUCCACCUGGACACACUUCCUGCAACACACACUUGAGCCUUUGUGGUUCUAUAUUGAAGAUGGAUGCAUCAUUACGAGAGCGACAUGGAAAGAUCUGGAGUCAGCUGGCUUUUCACAAGUCAACAUUAAACACUUGGAGGCUCCAAUCUCUCCAGUGAUACGACCACAUAUUCAGGGAUAUUGCAUUAAAUAAAAAUAUUUUUAGAGAUGAAGUGGCAAAAAAUGUUCAGAAAUGAAUAUUGAGUGAAAAUAUAUAUUAUUUACUUACAGAAUCAGCAACAUUUCAAACAUUGUUCCGCAUCUUCGCACCUUUCAAGACCAAAUAAAAUAUUACUUGGACAAAA